CCUUCUGACGUUUCCAGAGGUGAUAGUAGCUCUUGGUUCUCGCGAUAGUUCUGGCAACACCGGAGUCCGGCGACCCGGGCUUGUGUGAAAUAUGGCGAUCGGCUGGGACCGUAGCACAAGCAUGACUUUAUGAAAGAAAAGGAAGGUGUUCCUGAAGAUGAGGCGCCUGAAUCGAAAGAAAACCUUAAGUUUGGUCAAGGAGUUGGAUGCCUUUCCCAAGGUUCCUGACAGCUAUGUGGAGACCUCAGCCAGCGGGGGCACAGUUUCUCUUAUAGCAUUCACCACCAUGGCUUUAUUAACAAUAAUGGAAUUCUCAGUGUAUCAGGAUACAUGGAUGAAGUAUGAAUAUGAAGUAGACAAGGACUUUUCUAGCAAAUUAAGGAUCAAUAUAGAUAUUACUGUGGCCAUGAAGUGUCAAUAUGUUGGAGCAGAUGUGUUGGACUUAGCAGAAACGAUGGUUGCGUCUGCAGAUGGUCUCGUGUACGAGCCGGCAAUAUUUGAUCUUUCACCACAGCAAAGAGAGUGGCAAAGGAUGUUGCAGCUGAUUCAGAGCAGGCUGCAGGAGGAGCAUUCACUUCAAGAUGUGAUCUUUAAAAGUGCUUUUAAAAGCCCAUCAACGGCACUGCCACCCAGGGAGGAUGGCUCAUUGAGGUCUCCAGACGCAUGCAGAAUUCAUGGUCACCUCUAUGUCAACAAAGUCGCUGGGAAUUUUCACAUAACCGUGGGCAAGGCAAUCCCACACCCCCGAGGCCAUGCCCACUUGGCAGCACUCGUCAAUCAUGACUCUUACAACUUUUCUCACAGAAUAGAUCAUUUGUCUUUUGGAGAACUUGUUCCAGGGAUUAUUAAUCCUUUAGAUGGAACAGAAAAAAUUGCUGUGGAUCACAACCAGAUGUUCCAAUAUUUUAUUACAGUUGUGCCAACAAAACUACAUACAUAUAAGAUUUCAGCAGACACCCACCAGUUUUCUGUAACAGAAAGGGAACGCAUCAUCAACCAUGCUGCCGGCAGCCACGGGGUGUCUGGAAUAUUCAUGAAAUAUGAUCUCAGCUCCCUCAUGGUGACGGUCACGGAGGAGCACAUGCCAUUCUGGCAGUUCUUUGUGAGACUCUGUGGGAUUGUUGGAGGAAUCUUUUCAACAACAGGUAUGUUACACGGAUUUGGGAAAUUUAUAGUUGAAAUAAUUUGCUGUCGUUUUCGACUCGGCUCCUCUAAGCCCGUCAAUUCUGUUCCCUCUGAGGACGGCCACACAGACAACCACUUACCUCUUUUACAAAAUAAUACGCAUUAACACCUCCUGGGAGAAGGAGAGAAACUUUCUGCCCGAGACCACAAAACCUUUUUUAAUAAUAAAAUAUUGUGCAAUAUACUCAAAAGGAAAGAAAAUAUGAAUGAGAAGCAAGAAACACAGUUAUUUAAAAAAGAAAAAAAAAACCCACCAAAAAAAAAAAAACACCCUGAAAUCCUCCGUGUGUUGUGUCUGUUACAUUUGUCCUGGAAGAAAUGUCACUGGAGCGAGCCCGGUGGAGAGGCGCUCUGAAGAUGGCCCCUCUGGCACAGCGCAUGGGCAGGUCUGAGGUCAGACCUUUCUCUCUGAUGGCAAGAAGCCGGAAGGCAAGAAGUGAAACCGCGUCUCAAGAAAAACUGCAGAUGUUUGCGUCCUCUUGUUUUUCACAGAUUUGAUGUCAAAAUAAUAAAAAAAAAAAAUUAUAAUCAGGUCACAUUGUUAAUAAAGAAAAACAGGGAGCAGUUCAUAUAUAAUUUAGCCAUAUUCAUGUUAAGCCAUAUGGUCAAGACCAUUUAUCUCAUAAUUGGGUCUUAUGAAGAUGGUCUUUUGGGGCUUUUGUUAAUGAUUUUUCUCUGAGCGUUCAGGCUGGUGUUUUAGAAAGCAGAGUAAACGCCCCUGGGUGAAGCUGUGAAGGCGCUAUGAAACAGAGGGAGCCUUCGCAGAUUGUCUUAGAGACUUUAUAGGGAGAAGAAAGCACAUCUUCAAAAAGGUUUCCUAAUCUGAUCCUUUUCCUCUUGCUGUACUUUGGAGGGACAGGGUGAAGAAAAAGACCCACUGCUGAUUGUGAAAAUGAGCAACCUGUACAGUAUUAGAACAAAAAGCCAAAUAUUUUAUACUUGCAGUGAGUGGGGAACGAGGUAACUUUAAUCUUGAAGUAAAGCAGGAGUCGAGGCAAGUUUUAAGUACAAGCAAGGUGCCGUAUUAAACAGUGUCCAGUGAGCUGUAAAGCUGACUUAGGGAAAAGUGUUGGGGUCAGGCUAUCCUAAGUGUGACUAACUAUAACAGAUUGUGUGGUUCUAACUUGCUGCCUUUUUAAGAGUUAGUUUAGAGUUUCUAGAGUAUAUAGGAUUUAAAGAAUGAGAGGGUGCUAUUUUGCAGGUGCCGUUGAAAACUAUUUGAACAUAUGUGUGCCAACAUCAGCUUUCCUUUUACGAUCCCUUAACGACCAUAGAAUAGAAGAAUCAUCAACCAGCACUCAACACUGACAUCAUUUAAAGACUCAACUUUAAUGACGGUUUUAAAGAAUGACACGUCACAAGAUACAACUUUUCAAACGAAUUUGUUUUUAAAGAUAAAAUAAUGCUUUCUUGAAAAUAAAAUACAGAGAAUAAAAGUGA
Ochotona curzoniae (black-lipped pika) is the source of this 2625-nucleotide messenger RNA. RefSeq names its product ERGIC and golgi 2 (gene ERGIC2). The record is from RefSeq and is a predicted model, not a curated record. Bases 158 to 1291 code for a protein of 377 amino acids. Gene Ontology annotation, biological process: retrograde vesicle-mediated transport, Golgi to endoplasmic reticulum; endoplasmic reticulum to Golgi vesicle-mediated transport. Lineage: Eukaryota; Metazoa; Chordata; Mammalia; Lagomorpha; Ochotonidae. Gene Ontology annotation, cellular component: COPII-coated ER to Golgi transport vesicle; endoplasmic reticulum; membrane. The transcript is spliced from 14 exons.